Molecule: messenger RNA, 2847 nt
Organism: Carcharodon carcharias (great white shark)
Lineage: Eukaryota; Metazoa; Chordata; Chondrichthyes; Lamniformes; Lamnidae
Product: gamma-aminobutyric acid receptor subunit alpha-1-like
Exons: 10
Coding region: 271-1638 (455 amino acids)
Biological process (GO): synaptic transmission, GABAergic; chloride transport; regulation of postsynaptic membrane potential
Cellular component (GO): neuron projection; GABA-A receptor complex; postsynapse
Molecular function (GO): transmitter-gated monoatomic ion channel activity involved in regulation of postsynaptic membrane potential; inhibitory extracellular ligand-gated monoatomic ion channel activity; GABA-A receptor activity
Source: RefSeq, a predicted model, not a curated record
CCGCUUCUCCUGUGUGUACAAGAAGGCAGCGAGACUGUGAGGGCUCCCGCAGGGGGAUGCUAAUCACAGGCAGGAGAGAUCGCACCGUGUGUCUGCUGCUUCUCAUUCAGACGUUGGUCCCCCCUUAAAAAAAAUAGAGAGCAGAGAAAGAAAAGCCAUCAAGCUACCAGACCUGUGCAUCUUGCAUUUGAACUCAGCAGAUCUGGAACUCGGUGGAGAAGUUUACCCACCACCCCAGUCUCCUAAGAGUGUUUGCUGAGUGGACCUGCUAUGGAGCGAGUUGCUGCUCUCAAUAGCUGCGUAUCAGUGACAUUCUGCCUUCUCCUCCUAAACGCAGCGUUUCGUCCAAGCUUUGGAAUGUCUGAUGAAGCCAAGAACAACAUCACAAUCUUCACUAGAAUCCUUGAUAGUCUUCUGGACGGAUAUGACAACCGACUGAGACCAGGCUUGGGAGAGCGUAUAACACAAGUCAAGACUGACAUCUACGUAACGAGUUUUGGGCCUGUCUCAGAUACAGAUAUGGAAUACACAAUAGACGUAUUUUUCCGCCAGACCUGGGAGGACGAAAGAUUGAAAUUCAAAGGGCCCAUGACCAUUCUCCGUUUAAAUAAUUUGAUGGCUAGCAGGAUCUGGACCCCAGACACCUUUUUCCACAAUGGAAAAAAAUCAGUGGCGCAUAACAUGACCAUGCCCAAUAAAUUGCUGAGGAUAACUGAAGAUGGAACGCUCUUGUACACAAUGAGAUUGACUGUUCGUGCUGAGUGUCCUAUGCAUUUGGAAGAUUUCCCAAUGGAUGCCCAUGCAUGUCCCCUAAAAUUUGGCAGUUAUGCAUACACAACAUCAGAGGUCGUGUACACAUGGACACACGGAGCAUCCCAGUCAGUUGUUGUUGCUGAAGAUGGUUCUCGAUUGAAUCAGUAUGACUUAAUGGGACAAAGCGUGGGAAAAGUAAUCAUUAAAUCCAGUACAGGUGAAUACGUGGUCAUGACUGCUCACUUUCAUUUGAAGAGAAAAAUUGGUUACUUUGUAAUUCAAACAUACUUACCAUGCAUCAUGACAGUUAUUCUCUCACAAGUGUCAUUCUGGUUAAACAGGGAGUCUGUCCCUGCAAGGACUGUCUUUGGGGUCACAACGGUAUUGACAAUGACAACUCUAAGUAUCAGCGCCAGGAACUCACUCCCCAAAGUUGCAUAUGCAACCGCUAUGGAUUGGUUCAUUGCCGUUUGUUAUGCUUUCGUGUUUUCUGCACUUAUUGAAUUUGCCACAGUGAACUACUUCACAAAGAGGAGUUGGGCUUGGGAUGGAAAAAGUUUAGUUCCUGAAAAGAGAAAGGAAAAGGAACGAGAGGCUCUAUUGAAGAAAAACAAUACCUACACAGCAACAUCAGCGAACUUUGCACCAAACAUUGCAAAGGAUGCAGGUCUGGCAACCAUUGCAAAGAGUGCCGGUGCAGAAUCUAAAGAACCCAAACCAGAACAAAAGCCUCCAGAACCCAAGAAGACAUUCAACAGUGUCAGUAAAAUUGACAGACUGGCCAGAAUAGCAUUUCCAUUAAUGUUUGGCAUUUUCAACUUGGUUUAUUGGGCUACUUAUUUGAAUAGAGAGACAGUUAUCAAAGGUGAUGAUGAACAUAACUAGAAAACAUAAAGAAAGAGCUCCUUAGAUUUCAAACUAAUUUUAUUUGUUGGGAAAUUUCAUGAAAUUUCUUACAGAUUAUAUCUCCCCAUUCAAUCUGUUGCAUACAUUAUUUUUCUUUUGCCCUUUCUGAAACACAAUCCCAAUAUUUUUCUGAUAACAUCAGAAAGAAAACUACCUUGUAUAAAGCAUUAUUACCUUGUCGAUAAGACCAGUCUAGUUCUGUGUCCCAGCUGAUAUUACAGAAUUAUUACAGAUUUGCCAUUCUCAUUGUAUAGGGACUUUCUUCUAAUAGCAUGUCCAUGAACAGAAGAAAUUUGAUUUUAAACUAUUCUCACAGCAGGGUCCAUGUGAAUUGUGAAAUAGUCUUAAAAAUUCCUGGCUCUUGACCAGCAGUAGUGAGAAGCUUUUGUGUUCAGAGUUGGGUAAGGCCCAUGAUUGGCAUUAGCUGCAGACUUUGUGGAUUAUUUUGUUUACUUUCAAGCUGUUUUGCAGGUGUAUUUAGAAGAAAGAAGAAAGAGAUUUCAAAUGUUGAACUUUAUAAUUCAAAGGUUGUAUAUGUUUCAGCUAUAUUUUCUUUCACAUUAUGUGGAAAAUCUAUCCAUUAUAAUACAUGAGCAAAACAUGGUUUUAAAUGCAAUUAGUUAUUAUGCACCAAACAUUGACAUGUUUACUCUAGGAUGGCAAUAGCUACUAAAUAGCCAGUGGGGCUUGUGACUCAAACAGUUAGUUGCUGAAUGAUAAGACCUUAAUAUAAGGAGUGUGGUGUCAACUAGUAUGGAAUUAUUUCUUGCCUGGAUAAGUAAAUUGCACUUUUCCAAUUAAUUUAUGAAACACUCUCCUUCUCCCUUCCAAAAACUGUAAAAUCAGUUAAGUAUUUUCUAGCUUUAAAAACAAGAACAUUUAAAUUUGCAUAAAAACAGAUUAGAAAAUACUAAAUAUCUAAAUAUCUUUUUGUUAAGUGAUAUCUAGAUGUGGUACUAAACAGUUUUACAUAAACAUGUCACUUUAAGUUUGAGAGAUACCAACAAAGUUAGCUCACUCCACUUUUUUGAGCUAAGGAAAGUUGCCAGUGAAAACCACUGAAUUCUGAUUCUAUCAAAAGGACUGUACUGGAAAGGGUUAAAGGGCCAUACAAGCAUUCUUUUGAAAAAUUCAAUUCACAAAAUGAACUUAUUUUGUUGACUGCAGCUUAUUAAAUGUGAUAAUGUU